This is a messenger RNA of Protopolystoma xenopodis, 324 nucleotides long. Lineage: Eukaryota; Metazoa; Platyhelminthes; Monogenea; Polystomatidea; Polystomatidae. The record is from the annotation of a GenBank genome assembly.
GCCGGUAGCAAAGGAAGCUGUUGGCCAAGACUCGCCAUUGGGAGAGACACGUCUGGCAAACCGCUUGCAAACGGAGUAUUGUUAAUGGAUAACGGCCCUAAUCUCGAACGUCGAGAUAGCUUUCGACUCGCUUUCGUGCACAAUCAGUAUGCUGGCUCUGUAGCAGACGGACUGCGCGAGGUGCGCAGCUUCUUGGAGUCCCAUCCGAGAGAGGUAGUGCUACUUGAUUUCAAUCAUUUCCAUGAAUUCGAAACAAAACGCCAAAUGGAGGCCUUCUUUCAGAUCAUCAACGAGGUAGGCUUCCCAGCUUUCUGGAUAUAUUGA